AUGUUGUCUACCUCUCCUGCAUUGUUUUUUGCAAUAAUCACAGAUAAGGAUUUCCACGCCUUUUACAAUGCUUUAAAUGAAAAUAAUGUCGAUUCGAGUUCUAAAGAAGUUCGCAACAAGGUUAAAAAGCUUCUAAGCACAAUGAAGCAACAGGUAGUUUCUUUUUACCUGGCUCUUCGCUCUUUGUUGGGUUCGUCCUCGUGGAGAGGUGAGGCCCUGCAUCUCUGUCAAGCAGCCGAAUUAGGUAUCACUUUUGCAAAAUUUGAUAUUAAGAGGGUAAGUAAGAUGUGGUCUGAAAACGAUAAACAAAAUACUUUGAAAGAUGUUACGAACGUAGCGCCGUUUAAAAAACGAAGCAGAGAAGCGGACUUCGCUUCCUCGUCAAAAAUGAGGAAAUUAGAUGAAGAAACAGACGAUAAUACAUCAUCUAAGCAACAAAAACGGCCGGAUAAUGUAGGAAAACGCGAGUUACCACACUCAAUAACACGAUCGGAAGUUUAUAAAAGUAUAAACUUUAAGCAAGUUACGGUCGAAUACUUCCUUCGUCCAACCAACAAAUUAUUAAAAAUCUCCGAAUCGGUCCGAAGUUAUCUGGAUACAAAACCGAAACCAGUUAGCAAAUCGGCCGAGGGAGAGUUACAAACUUGGUUUAAUGGGCUAAUGGAAAAUGGCGAUCUUGAAGGACUUAUGCCAGACAUUAGUGAUUUCGAGAACAAUGAUGUUGAAGAAAGGGCAUUUGUCUCGAAGUACGCCCAUACGGUAUUUGAGAUAAAGAAACAAAAGCAGGUAUCCGGCUUAGCUGAUGAGGAUAAAGGCCAGCUGCUGGACUAUAUCCGCGUACUUCUUCAACAACAGCCAUUACGCCAAGUUUUCGCUAGCAACCUUUUGUUAUCAGGAGUUUCAAACGACAUUCACAAGAGGGUUGACCUUAUUUUUGCAGAUGAUUUCUCAAACUCACCUCUCAUAACUAUCGUCGAGAAUUAG
Messenger RNA from Funneliformis mosseae, 984 nucleotides. NCBI's taxonomy places the organism in Eukaryota, Fungi, Glomeromycota, Glomeromycetes, Glomerales, Glomeraceae. The record is from the annotation of a GenBank genome assembly.